GUCACUGUGCGCAUUGGUACAGUGCUGCCGCACUGCUGCGGAGUUGUGCGAUGAGCCGGCAGUAACUUGCCUACAAAGAAAUGUUUGUCUUGUGAGUAGAAGUGUCUCGUGUGUGCAAUGUCGGAAUAUUCAACUAUAUAGUGCAGUGUUUGUGUGGAUUAGUGUGUUUAUUUCACUUGGGAACGCUGGAAAUGCAACCAACAGUUCCGAUCAGCAGUUACACGUGUCUUAAGCGAAUCAGCAUGCUGGUUAUCUUGCUGAACUGCGUUACCCUCGGCAUGUAUCGGCCGUGCCUGGACGAUAAUGGCUGCGACUCGAACAGAUGCAAGUUGUUACAGAUCUUCGACGACUUCAUCUUCGCAUUCUUUGCGUUGGAGAUGUCAAUCAAGAUGGUCGCGAUGGGGGUGUACGGCAAGGGAACUUACCUUGCAGACUCCUGGAACAGGCUAGAUUUCUUCAUUGUCAUUGCGGGUGCCUUGGAGUAUUGUCUGAACGUGGAAAAUAUGAAUCUAUCAGCAAUAAGAACAAUUCGCGUGCUUCGACCCUUGCGAGCGAUAAACAGAAUACCAAGUAUGAGGAUAUUAGUGAUGCUGUUACUAGAUACACUCCCGAUGCUAGGGAACGUGUUACUGCUUUGCUUUUUCGUGUUCUUCAUCUUCGGAAUUGUCGGCGUUCAACUCUGGGAAGGAAUUCUCAGACAGCGCUGUUAUCUCAAGCAGUUGCCCAAUAUCAGUUACCCCAGGCCACUGGCAUCCUACUACACAUAUAUGGAACAGGAUCGCGAUUAUAUAUGCUCCAAGCUCGAAGACAACGGCAUGCAUCAGUGUAAUGACCUGCCACAUUUCAAAGUUGGGGACAUGUUGUGUAAUGACAGCGCCAUUGUAGGAGCAACCAACACUCCCUCUGAGAAGUCAUGUGUGAACUGGAACCAGUACUACACCGAAUGCAAAGCUUCGCCCUAUAACCCUUUCCAGGGAACUAUUUCUUUUGACAACAUCGGUCUCGCCUGGGUAGCCAUUUUUCUUGUUAUCAGCUUAGAAGGCUGGACCGAUAUUAUGUAUUACGUCCAAGAUGCUCAUUCCUUUUGGGACUGGAUAUAUUUUGUUCUUCUGAUUGUGAUCGGCUCGUUCUUCAUGAUUAACCUGUGUCUGGUGGUCAUCGCUACGCAGUUUUCGGAGACCAAGAAGCGAGAAAUGGAACGCAUGCGAUUGGAACGAGAGCGUUUUCGCUCGACGAGCACUCUGGCGUCUUCUACCAAUAACUCCGAGCCCACGUCGUGUUACGCUGAAAUCGUUAAAUACGUCGCUCAUCUGUGGAGAAGAAACAAGCGACGCUUGCUGAAGAAGUACCGACUCUACAAGUAUAGAGCGCAGCAGCUGAAAGAACAAAAACGAAGCGAGCAGCAGACUGGCGAAGGACUCGCAGCCCCGGUUGUGGGCGCCAUUACACUGCACCAGUACAGGGGAGCCAAUGGGAACAACGGAAGCGGUGGCGUCCGCGGCAACUUACAUCACCAUCUGCAUCAUCACCAUCACCACCACCAUCACCACGGAUGCCACGCGGCCAAGCCUACCAGAGACGUGGCUUCUUCGACUGCGGUCGUGACUUCAUUCGCCGAAGGUCCUCCUCCAGGUCCUCCCACUGUCACGACGGAUACGGCAGGAAGCCAAUCGGGUGCUCCACGAGCAACUCCAGAGGUCACUGACAUUGACCCUACGGCGAGCCCGAAGCGUCUUGCAGGCGGGUUGUUGAGAAUUGCGUCUCCGUCGAACGGAUGGGGAGAACCGGCUUGUGGUACUGAGAGCGGAGCUCAGAAUCUGCUAAGCCCAGCGGGGAACAACCAGCAAAGGAGGCCGAGUAGUGUCAUGUUUAGUGACGUGGUUCUGUUUCACGGUGGUGGAGCCAGCGGUAACGGAGAGACAACGAAGAACGUGUGUUCCAGUGAGAAAAUGACUCAGACCGGAGACGAGAAUCUAUGGCCAGUACUUGGCAGUUCCGCAGCGGGGCAGCACAUAGCACCGCAGCAACAGAUUGUGGAGUGUGGUGGAGUCGGAGGCAGCAUGAUGGGCACUGAAGCCAUGACCUGCCAGGAGCUGUUGGCUCUGAGCGGGGCCCUUAGCGCAGCUCUGCCCACUGGCCAGCUUGGACUCGGUUCCUUCUUUUCCUCAUUCAGCAAAGGAGGUGUGGAAACUCUCGGAGAUGACCAAGAAGGCUUUCACAGGUGGUGCAACAGUCCAGAACAUGAGUUGUGUUGCAGCGAACAGCCCUGCGGUGGAGAUUGGGCCAUGAUACUGGAGGGAGGAGUCUCCAAGAGGCACCGCCGGCGUCACGGUGGCAAGGUACCAUGGAGGUGGAUCUCUACCUGUUGUUGCUCUUGUCUCAGGGGUAUCCGUCGAGUCAUCAAGGCUGUGGUCGAACACAAGUACUUCCAGCAAGGGAUACUUCUCGCCAUUCUCAUCAACACCCUGAGCAUGGGAAUUGAGUACCACAAUCAGCCAGAUGGGCUUACUGUGAUAGUGGAAAUCAGCAACAUCGUAUUCUCGGCGAUAUUCGCAGUUGAAAUGGUGCUCAAGGUUGUUGCCGAAGGUCCGUUCUCUUACAUUAGCAACGGGUUUAAUGUUUUCGACGGUGUUAUCGUUGUGUUAAGUGUGAUAGAAAUGUGCCAGACGUACCUGGGCGAUGGGGAAGGCAGCUCCGGUCUCAGCGUCCUGCGAACUUUCCGACUGUUACGAAUCCUCAAGUUAGUUCGGUUCAUGCCGAAUCUUCGCCGCCAACUGUUUGUGAUGCUGAGGACGAUGGACAAUGUUGCCGUCUUCUUCUCGCUGCUCAUCCUUUUCAUAUUCAUAUUCAGUAUUUUAGGAAUGUACCUCUUUGGUGGUAAGUUUUGCAUGCUGUCAGAUGGAUCCAGAGAGUGUAAUUGUGACGAAAUCGUCAAUCGUCACCCGAAGUGCGUUUGUGAUAGGAAACAUUUUAACAAUAUUCUCUGGGCCACCGUCACGGUCUUCCAGAUCCUAACCCAAGAAGAUUGGAACGUCGUGCUGUUUAAUGGAAUGGAGAAGACGAGCCACUGGGCCGCGCUAUACUUCGUGGCACUUAUGACAUUUGGUAACUACGUUCUCUUCAACCUUCUAGUUGCCAUCUUGGUAGAAGGCUUCUCUUCAGAGCGAAAUGAGCGCCGCGAACGGGAGCAGCGGGAGUUGGCAAAACAAGCGCAGCAGGCACACAAAUGCGAGUACAGUGAUCACUUUUCCAGCUUUGAUGGAUCAAGAUCGAGUUCGAGUUCAGAAUCCGACAGCUACACCGCAGGAACGCAGGAGCUGAAGAAUAGAUGGAGAAGUGCAGAAGAGUUGAGGAAAACUGACAAUGGGCAUUGUGAAAAGAACAGCUGGAAGCAGAAACAAGAUCUGGAUCGUGAUUACGAGCCAAAGUGCAAUAUUCAGAAAGAGAGCAAAAUGCUGUGCCAGCAGCCUAUAAUCACGCACACUGUGGCAACUCCGCAGGAUUCUCCCAACACAACUCUUGAUUCCUCCAUGAGGGACUUCAACAACCGCCUGAUGGCUCCUGCACUCUAUGCCAGCUCCACUUCCAUAGAUUCCAUAGACCGCUCGAUGUCAUCACAACACAGCAUUCCUGGACUCUUGAAACCUCCGAACAAUAAAUUCACAGUGAAUAACCUAAGUCAGCCCACACCAACACUUGGGAGGCGUGUCAGCCUCGUGGCAGUCAGCAGUCGCAGGGACACAUUGCCAAGCACACCACGCAUCCAGAGGGUUUGUUCAUGGAAGCUGUCACGACCUUCAUUGAGAAGAAAGUCACGAUGUGGUGGAUCUGAAAUGGGCCAACAAGAUCAGUUAGGUGACCAUGAUAUUAUCCUCAACAACAAUAAUAUCCUCAGCCCUCCCGGCCACUGUGGGGACCACUCACACUGUAAUGGAGGGCUUCUUGGCACCAUCCGGAAUGAUACUCAGGGUACACCAAACAACAACAGGCAUUUCAACAAUAACAACAGCAGCAAAGGACUCAGCCCUCAGAACUCAAUCCGGAGCAGCCGUGACUCUCCUGGUUACUGUCCGCUAUCUCAGGUGUCAUGGGUCGGGUCUCUUACCCGACAGAACUCUCUCUCCAGUAGCGCCUAUCAGCCGACACAAUCACAGCAGGCGUCGCAACAGCAGCAACAUCUCCCUUCUCACCAACAACUCACACCACAGAACUCCUUAUCUUCAUAUCACAGUAGUGUUUACAAUGGAGGACGAGGUACACGUUCCAGCUCCAUUCAGUAUGAGGACAGUACGAAACCCAUCAACAACCUAACUGCCAGAGCUAUGGCAGAGGCGUCGCCAUUGCCAAGGGUGAAGCAAAUGCAUGACGACUCUGUGAUUGUGAUGUCUCAACAAGGUUCCUGUCAGGGCUCAACAAUAAUCAAUCCAGCCGGAGCUGGUUCAAAUCCUGGAACUGUUGUAGAAAAUAAUAAUGGAUCAGGAUCAUCAACAGCUCUCAAGAAGAUCUUCAUGUUCUUUGAGCCAAGAGGCUGCCUCAAGGAACGGGAUGAUUAUUCACUCUACUUGUUUCCGCCUCACAACAGGUUCCGAAUAAUGUGCAGAAAACUAGUAGAUAAGAAAUGGUUUGACAAUAUGAUUCUGCUUUUUAUCGCCCUGAAUUGCAUCACUCUGGCAAUGGAACGCCCCAACAUCCCACCGGACAGCACGGAACGCAUGUUUCUUGCCACUGCCAAUUACGUUUUCACAGUAGUUUUCGCCAUGGAGAUGUUUGUGAAGGUGAUCACUGCUGGAAUGGUGUAUGGGCGAGAGGCAUAUUUCACAUCAGGGUGGAAUAUAAUGGAUGGUUCACUUGUUAUAAUUUCCAUAAUUGAUUUGCUCAUGUCCCUAGUAUCAGAGGGUAGCCCACGGAUAUUCAACAUUCUCAGGGUUUUUAGACUAUUAAGAUCAUUACGUCCUCUGCGUGUGAUAAAUAGAGCUCCCGGUCUGAAACUUGUGGUCCAGACUCUACUUUCUUCUCUUCGACCUAUUGGAAACAUUGUUCUCAUCUGUUGUACGUUCUUCAUCAUAUUUGGAAUUUUAGGUGUUCAGCUGUUCAAAGGUGCAUUCUAUUACUGCGAGGGACCAGAUAUUAAGAAUGUGAGAAAUAGGACUGGCUGCGAAGCAGAUAGCAGAAACGUGUGGAUCAACCGAAAGUACAAUUUUGAUGACCUUGGGAAAGCCCUCAUGUCACUGUUUGUGCUGUCAUCUCGCGAUGGCUGGGUCAACAUAAUGUACACUGGUCUUGAUGCUGUUGGUGUGGAUCAACAGCCAAUAGAGAACUAUUCUGAGUGGCGACUCCUGUACUUCAUCGCUUUCAUUCUUCUGGUGGGUUUCUUCGUGCUCAACAUGUUUGUUGGCGUUGUGGUCGAGAAUUUUCAUCGCUGCAGAGAGGAGCAAGAAAAGGAAGAGAGGGUACGGCGUGCUGCCAAAAGAGCCAAGCAGAUGGAGAAAAAGAGACGAAAAAUGCACGAGCCGCCGUAUUAUACGAAUUAUUCGCAUUCGAGGCUGAUGGUUCAUAAUGUGGUCACCUCCAAGUACUUUGACUUAGCUAUAGCUGCAGUCAUUGGUCUCAACGUUGUAACGAUGGCUAUGGAAUUCUACCUGAUGCCCAAGGCAUUGACAUAUGCACUGAAGAUCUUCAAUUACUUCUUUACUGCUGUUUUCAUCUUGGAAUCAGUAAUGAAGCUGGUAGCCUUAGGACUUCACCUGUAUUUCAAAGACAAGUGGAAUCAGCUGGAUGUUAUCAUUGUGAUCUUGUCGAUUGUUGGCAUUGUUCUUGAGGAAGUAGAAUCUAAGAUCAUUCCAAUAAAUCCUACAAUCAUCCGAGUGAUGAGGGUGUUGCGAAUAGCUAGAGUGUUAAAGCUGCUGAAGAUGGCAAAGGGUAUUCGGGCGUUGCUGGAUACGGUGAUGCAGGCUUUGCCACAGGUUGGCAACCUUGGGCUCCUGUUUUUCCUUCUCUUCUUUAUCUUUGCUGCUCUUGGAGUUGAGCUGUUUGGCAGACUAGAAUGCAGCGAAAAAUAUCCAUGUCAAGGUCUUGGAGAGCAUGCCCACUUCAGCAACUUCGGUAUGGCAUUUCUCACAUUAUUCCGAGUAGCAACAGGAGACAAUUGGAAUGGCAUCAUGAAGGACACCCUCCGCGAUGACUGUGACGAUGAAGCAGACUGCGUUCGUAACUGCUGCGUGUCGACUGUCAUCGCUCCUAUCUUCUUUGUUAUCUUUGUUCUCAUGGCCCAGUUUGUUCUUGUCAAUGUUGUUGUGGCUGUACUGAUGAAGCACCUAGAGGAAUCUCAUAAACAUAUGGAGGACGAGUUAGACAUGGAGGUAGAGUUGGAACGUGAGUUGGCAGCAGAGCAAGUGGAGGUGUUGGAGGAGGAAGAGGAUGAACUGCGUCUGCAACAGGCUCUGGAGAUGUCACUUGAUCAUGAAAAACAGCAGCAGGAACAGCAACAAAUGAAGAAGCCUCUCAGUAAAGUGCUUUCUCUACCGGCCAACUUUACAUUCUCGUCACCUUGUGGAAGUCUGGACACACAGGAAGACAUCAUGUUGCAGCCCUGUGAGAAAAGACGUGGAUCAUCCGCCUCUGGGGAUUUCCAUCGCUAUUAUCAUAGCAGUCAUUACAAGCGCCAUUCACGGAGACGACAGACAUUUCAUUCCCAAGAUGCUGCUCUUCUCCCUCCAGGCAUUCCUCCAGCGUACCCUGCCACAGGCUACACAGCCGCCUACAAUUUGUCAUAUAUGGAGGAAAGGCGACCAGACCGACAACAAGAUGAAGGAAGCGCUUGGCUGCUUCCUGAUGCUUCAAAAGACAGAGAAGAGAAAGCCCGAGUCAGAAGAGUUGGAAGUGAUCCACCAGCAGGUCCAGGUUUUUUAUCUGUUCCAAAACUCCAGCUACGGGACAUGGGUAGCACAAAGCGACUCAAUCUCUCUGAAUUGCUAGUAAGCAGCGGGAGUGUCCGAGGCAGCCGACAUGAACUGUGGCUGCAUCCGCAUAGUCAGCAACAGGUAGGAGUUGACAUCACUCUGGGAAGUCCAUCAUCUGCUGCUCCUUCUGAAGAUGUGUCGCCAGAAUGUGUUUCCCCAGCUGUAAUGUUGGUCCCACCACCAUACAGGGCUGCCACACAGACAACUAGCCUUCAGUUACCUCCUUCUGUGAGGUCUGCCAGCACCACACCAGAUGAGGAUCGACAAACAGACUUUGAUACUCGGGAUAGUCUCGACGAAGUAGUAGAAGAUAUUCCUAGAAGAAGGACUUCCACUGUAAAUUUAAGUGUUGAUUCUGAAACAGGAUUUGAAUCUACACCCAAGAAUUUGUUUAAUUUGAGAAGCGCGAGUGGAUCUUCAUCUGACGUUCCACCGGAUACAGACGCAACUAGUGGAGACACAAAUCCUCGACAGACAAGUUCAGACACGACGCAGCCAUAUGCAUCUGAAACAGAUACAGUUCCAAGUUCCUCCCAACUGUCAGUUGAGGAUGAUCCUGAUGAUGCUUGGACACAGCAGUCACCCCUUGAAACCAGUGCUGAGACGAUAGCAGUUCCUGCCCAUGUAAAGCAGCAGGUUAGAGAGGCUGACAUGAGCAAUGUAGAAGGACAGGUGAUCGGCUGUGUUAGGGACAUGAAGUUGAGUAGUGAACUGUAUUCAGUGCAAGCUGAUGAUGCUGACGAGCAAGGAGAAGGUGAAAGCAAUGCACAGGCAUUUGGUGAUGAACGUAAUGGAUCUAAAGAACGGCUUGUAGCAAGUGCUUCAUCAGAGGAAUGUUGUGAGGAGCAGCUCUUGCUGCCGUUAUCACAAAGUUCCGACAAGUGAUGGAAAAAAUAAAAUUCACUCCCGUGCAGUGAAUGCGUGUUUCAUGAGGAAACAUUGAUUGCUGUUGAGACUGGUCUAUUAUACAGAUAAUUAGAGACUACAUAUAUUUUUAUUUUUGUGUAUAUUUAGACUUUGGAAAUGGAGGAAUUAGUUUUAAUGUUCAGUAAUAUUAUAUAAGUUGACCAAUUUCCCCCCCACCCCACCCCACUCCAGCAAGAUCAAUGUGGUGUUAUGCCAUUGCUGUAGGAAUUCAGGAAAAGAAAAAUCUUAGACACACAAACCCCUUUCACAACUUAUUUAAUUGGUAGCAUUAAACACAUACAAAAUAGAGCUUACAAUUUAGAUAAAUUCUAUAAACCUCAAAUGAAAAAUUUUCAGACAACAUUGUGUCUCUUAGAAGAAUUUGUUCUUUUUCGCAAGAAACUUUCAACUGAAAAUGUGACUUGGUCUUGGGAACUAUUUUAAUUUAAUUAUCUGUCCUGUGUGUGUGUGUGUAUACAAACAUGUAUGCAGCAGCAGAAAAUUCUGUGAUUAUUGCAUUGUCUUGAGUGCUAGGAAGUUUGUUAACUUCACAAAAUAUUUUUAUCCCUAUUCCCAAUGAUAGAGUUGUCUGUUGCAUCUUACAGUGUAAACUUUCUUUGCCUGUUGCCUUAGUCAGGCCUACAUUAAUCAGUUAAGGAGGGUAAACCUUAAAGUGCAGAAGAAUUGAUGAUUGAACAUAAAACUUCUCUUAUAUCAGUCAUCUCAUCAGUUCCAGGGAGUCGAACCAAACAUAAUGACAAGUGCCGAGUAUGAAUAUCACAAUCUUCUGGGUUGCAAUGCCAUGUACUCUGGUAGAAGUUUAAAAACGUUUCACAGGUCCUUCCUGCUUCCUUCAUCAGGGUAAUCAUUGCCAAGAUGAUGAUGAUGAUGGAGGCAGCAGAAAUCUUUGAAACAUUGAUGAAUGUCCACCAGACUAAGUAGCACUGCAACCCACAAGACAGUCAUCUUCACAGGUAAAUAAUGUUUUUAAAUACAAAUUAAUCCAUUUCAGCAUGUUUGACAUCUUAAUGUGAUUUGAUUCUGAGGUACACAUAGAAGUUUACCAAUUGAGAAUUUUACUUUCCAUAUGUUGGUAAUAGUGGUAUAAUGUUUUAUGAUUUAAAAAAAAAAGACUGUUGUAAGGUUAAAACGUUAAUGUUCCAUACUUAAUGGACAUCAUCUGCAGCAUAGUUUCAACCAUAGUUAAAGACAGAAGCAGCAUAUAUAUAUGUAAUCUCUAAGGAACCUCAAACAACUGUGAGUUUCUCAAAUGAACUAACCUCAACCAAAAUCAAUAUUUCAUUAACCUAAAAUUGAAUAUAAUUAGGUUUGGCUCCUUGGCAAUUUGAGUAACCACUAAUUGCCUCCUAGUUUAAAGUUAUUGUGUCUUUUAAAGGAAACUGUGGGUAUUGUUGUAGGGGACUAUUCCAAAUAGAACUAUUUCAAAUUGUGACAAUCUCUUAAAAUGCCUUUCUGAGAGUUCUGCAUUGGGUCAGGCUAUGGGACCAUGUUAUAACAUACAGUAUUUAGGAUUUUACAGUUCCAGUUUUACAAAUUAGUUUUCAAAUUAUAUGACAGUCAAAUGCUCUAUUAUUAAACAUUGUUUUUUUACACUUUUUAUUAAAAUAAUUUAAGAUGUUUAGAUAAAUUCAUAAAAUAGUGUGCUCGCACAAUAAUAAGUCAGUAUAGGAUACUCUAGGAAACAAAUACCUGUCCACAUAGAAAUGUUGUGGCCAGUGUAUGAAUAUGUGAGUUCUGGGUCCUUUGCUUGCAGAAGUUGGAAAAUAUAAAUCUUUUACUCUGAUUUAAACAGGUAACUGCUGAUUAGAAAAAUGGAUUUUAAACUAUACAGAGUAUACACAAAAGAAUGGUGCAACUGUGACUGGCGACUCAUUUUUUGACAUGUUGACAAGCUGGUUGUUACCCCAACUGAAUACCAAUUAUGACGAUUACAUUCUACAACUGGACGGAGCUCCCUCCCAUUUUCACAGGAAUGUACGAGUGCUUCUCAAUCGUGUUUUUCCACAGCGCUGGAUCGGACGUGCUGCUGCAAAUGGAGACGACAAUCUUCUCCCUUGGCCACCCCGUUCGCCAGAUCUGACACCGUGCAGUUUCUUUCUUUGGGGGUUCGUUAAAGACAGCGUUUAUGUACCACCAUUGCCCACGUCCAUCCAUGAACUUCAUGAUCGGAUAACGCAUGCACUGCAGGUCAUUACAGCGGAAAUGCUACACCGGGUCUGGGAUGAGUUUGAAGGAUUGUAAUUAACGCAUGAGAAACUUGGACAGUUGCCGCCGCUGAUGGUGUAUGUUGCGCCCGUGUAAGGUGAGAAAUUUUUUAUUAACUUUUGAAACCGCGCCAUUCUUUUGUGUAUACCCUGUAUGAACUUAUGAAAGUAAUAUACUUCUUAAUUAAAGGGAAAUGACUUGAAGAAAUUUGUUUCUAUGAAAGUUUUUACUUUUUAACAAAUUGAAACCCAUUUGGAUGUGAGAAUAUUGCUCUCACACAGAAUCCAGGCAGAAAAAAUACAUAGACUGAAAUUUUGAAGAUAAUAAUAAAAAACUUUCAUUAUUUUGGUUUCUGUGCAGACUGUGGAAUAGACAAUAUGAUUAAAUUCAUCAAGAUGAUAUGAAAGGAUGAUUGAACCCACGUAAAAUAUAAGACUAGCACAUUAAAGAUCUAUUGCAUGAGUAUUUGCAGAUUUAACAUUAUAAAAGAAAAUCAACAUAAUUCUAAAAGUAAGAGUAUUUAAUCUGACUUGCAUAAAUCAGGAAUCUGCUUAACUAUGCUAACUCUUGUUUUGGAUUAACAAACUCCUUAAACAGAAGAAAUCAUAUUUACUCCAUAAAUUUUAUUUCAUGAAAUUGUUUCAGCAGUGAGAUGUAGAUUAAAUCAUUUAUAAUAAAAUUAAUUUUUCACAAACAACUGUAGUUAAAAAUAAAAACAAUUAAUUUACUAAAACAAAUUGACAUCCACGAAGAAUAGUUAUUGUGUAAAAUAUGUGGCAAAAUACAUUGAAAAUUCAAAAUCUCAUUUAUAGAGUAGACUUAAUUUAGGACCAAUAGAAAUGAAUUAGUGUGUGCAAAUUAAUUUUGAUAAUCUUGCCCAGUAAUGCACUACUUUAUUGCAAAAGAUUUUCCUUCAUUAAUUUUCUCAUUUUAUAGACAUUUGACUGUACGCAGGAAUGAUUGUGAAGUCAGUGAGCCUGUCCCAAAAAUUACAAGUAAUUCCAAAAGUACUUGAAAAGUGAGAAUCCCGACUCAGGCAGGACUGUCUUCUACUCUGGAAACAUACAUAUUUUAUAGGUAGUACUUCAGUAAAACCUCUGCUUUGCUAUUAUUUUUUUCUGUCAACUUCUUUUUUAUACUGUUGACUCGUCAUUGUAACUAGGCAAUACUUUAACAUGGUUUCUUCUUCAAAAAUAUGAAAUCAUUUUCAUAAGUUACUCCUCAAAUAUGUCGUAACUCCAGAACAGGGGUUUACAACUUUUUAAGACCUGGGCCCACAUCCAUAUUUUCUUAUUCACAUACAGUCUGCCAAAUUACAGAUGUUGUUAUCGCAGUUAUGGCUAACUUAAUAUUGGAAAUGGGUCCACGUAUUACCCAGUUUUCCAUAAAUGUUAGUUAACUUAAUGCAUUUAUUCAUUAAACAUGGGGAUACAAUAUUACAAAAAUUCGUGUAGUCCUCAUGAAAGAUAUAAAAAAGCUAGGGAUUAAGAACCCCUGCUCUAGAACAAGUUAACCUUCCGAUGUCAUGAUUUUGUAUUUUUAGACCAAAUUAGUUCUGUAGCUUAUAUGCAUAUGAAUUUAGUUUCACUGAAGUAACUUCUUUGAUUUCAUUGUACCAUGCACUUAAAAAUAUCGUCACUUCAAAUGAAGUCAUUAGCAAAGCAAUAUGAUUAUUAAAUUUAUAAUAGUACUAUGUGCUACAUGAUUAUUAUACAGAAUUUUGUGGCUUUGAUAUGACUGAUGAUACCAAAACUGUACCUAUCAGAGUUCAAAUUGUCCCUCUGAUCUUCAGUUCUGUGUAAUUACAUAAUUUAUGUGACUAGUUAUUUUUACAAUUAAUGUACAUUUAAUUGUGUCAUAGGUAAUAGUGAAACAAGUUUUAGGUCCACUUGUUCUUCUUCAUAAUGUACAGUUAAAUAAGUAAGAGUCUGUAAUAGAACAUCGUCUGCCUUAACUACACGGUGCUUUGGUACAACGGUAUCUUUGUUAAAUAUCAUUUGCCUUCAUGAUUUUCAGUAGAUUACUUCAUGUCAUAUAGUUGUACCUUUGUUUCACUUUUAAGAUGAUUUUCUCUUCAAAACCUACAUUUAUUCACUAUAAACAUACCAGACAGUAUAAAUAAUAUCAAAAUUACUCUUCUUAUAAUUGUAACUAUUUUUAUGAAGCCAUCUUAUAUGUCUACAUAAGGUCACCUCCAUGUUUACUAAUGUAGUUUGAUAGUGUGAAUAUUCCACAUUUUGGAAGCCUGAGUAAAAUUGUUUUAUCUGUGCAACAGUUUUAUGAAAUUGUUAUUGCUUUCUCAAUCUUAAGCAGCAAUAAUAUCUUUAAUCAGGUCAUGGCUAUUUACUGUGAUUUAAUUUACAAAGUGCAUCUACCAGUUGUAUUCUCCAAAGUGGUCCAUUACGUCUAUAAACCUCCCAACAAAAGAACAAAGCAACUAGAGAGAACAUUCAAAUUAUCUUUGACAAUAUACUACAUUUAAAGGAGUAGUAUAGACCACUGUAUGUACUGUAUUUCUCUACAGUGAAUUUCAAGUUUGUGAUCAAUAAUGUUUUCAACACUGGACAGCAGUAGAAAUAUAACUACCAGCCUCUUAACAGAAGUAAUGAAGAUAAUGCGUGAUAAAUAGAUGUGCUUUGUAAUGUCAGCAUAAAACACAAAAGCAAAGGCUAAUUAUAUCUGUGUAACAUUGAGUUUGACUACUUUUCACGUUUUAAAUUUUUUUGUUGUUGGAGUAGCUAUUAAGCUUAGUGUGACAAGUUGACUUUAAGGAUGGGGUUAAAGUGGACUAAAGUAAAUCUUAUCCCCAUGCUUAAUUAAAUUCCACAUCAAAGAAGACAUAUAGGGGAAUGGAGGUGUAGCUUCAUACAUUCUUAACCUCAGUGGCUGUACCUAUCACAAAAUACCAGAUUGUGUGGUAGCAUUGGUCCUCAGAAGACACUCAAUUCAUGCACAAAGCGCUGUGCAAAUGUUAUGAGACAUUACAAGCUGCUGUUAGCACUUAAUCACAUGCCUUGACCACUUUACCCCCUGCACUCAUUGAAUAGGAAAUUGUGUAGAUCCCCUGGAGAAAAAUAUGAUACCCUGUCAGGAACUGAACAUGAGUCAUCAAGAUCUUAGCCUGGUUUUAACUUGUAUUAAUUUUAAGAUCUGUUUCAGCAUAGUAAGUUUGUGAAACUUCUCUCUAAAUUGCAUCUUAACUGAUGGAACUUGCGAAUUAAAUCUUUGAGUGUAAAUUAGGAAUCCAACUGGCAAGUUGUCCUGCGUCUCUUUCCGAUAUUCACAUUUCUGUAUGACUUGUUGGGCUUGUAACUUCAAGCAGUUCUUUGAACAAUUACCAAGAUACUAUUGUUUUUCACUUAUAACACUGGCUUUUCAUUUCUUUCAUCAAAUUAACUUAAUUUAUUAUUGAAGAACCUAAUGCCCCUGGAUCCUUAGAAAUGAUUACAAAUCUGAUCAAUCCAAUGUUGUUUUUCACGUGUAACAUCUGAAUUUCAAAAAUUUACUUAUGCAGUAGUGAUGCUGUUUGAGAAAGGGUCAUCAAAAUGCUCUUAUAAAUUUUCUACAGAUCUGUUGAUUAACACUUUAAUUGCAAUUAUAAAAUAUGUUUAUACUCCAUGUUUGCAGAUACAGUUCAAACCUACAAUUUGUUUUGUCAGAAAAAUUACACUAUAUUGAAGAUACGCAAUAUAAGGAUUGUGCCUCAUGUCACAGACAUCAGGUGGCCAUAUUAUGAAAUAAUUUUGGAUAGGUAACACUUAAGAUUCAGGUUCAGUAACAGUUGCUUUAGAAGACAUUCGACUUAAGCACAAAGCUCCAACAAUUACACCAAAUCUCGCAGUGUUACAAUGACUCAGAAAACAAUGGACUCUUCCUUUCAUACCAGACCUGACUGUGUCGUAACAGUGGCUUCUAUGCUCAUAUUUAUAACAUUGUUUUUGGAUAUUUGUCUUCUCGUAUUUGGUGAAUGUACUUUGAUAAUUUGUACUCUUUCAGUUUUCUGGGUAUUUAUGAAUAAAACAAAGUCAGCCAUGACAGCACAAGAUAUGUGUGGGAAAAGAUUGAGAAUUCUACAACUUUUUUGAUUUUGUGGUGUUCCUGGAAUUGUGUUUGGGAUUAAAUUCAAGUAUGUUUAUUGAAACUUUGUAAAUGUAAAACCUCACUAAUGUCUGGCAAAUUAAGAAAGCCAUUCAAAUCAGAUUUUAGAAUUGUAGAGUUAUACAGCUGGCCAGUUGAAUAUGAGCCACCAUUAUAAUGUUAGUAUUGAGACAUUUCAGAGUAAAGUUCCUAUGGACAAAGAAUUGUAGCAUAUUCUUCAUAUGUGUGUGUGUGUGUGUGUGUGUGUUUGUUUGUUUGUUUGUUUGUAUUGCACAAGUUUACCCACAUUUGUUAAGUCUGAUAGUUUCAUUCAUCCUAAUUAAACUAUUUUGGUUAUUUUAUUUCAUAUAUUGUUGAUUAAGUUUUUAUGUCUAUUCAAAACAUAUAAACAAGAUACAGGUUGCCCAUAAUCAACUUAGACCUUUAUCAUUGCGACAGAAAAAAAUAGUAAAAUCCUUCAAGCAGAGGUUUUACACCAAAUAAUCUGUUGCUUUUAACUCACUAUUGGCUGGUUGGUUGGUUGUAUCCGUACUUUUCAAACUUGGAGCGUCUGUGAUAUCUAUUCUGGUUAUGUUUCAUUCUUGUAUUUUGUUUUACUUCCUGUUUAGAGUCAAGAAAAUUUAUAAAUAAGAAAUGAAAUAAAAACCACAUUCUUGAGAACA
Molecule: messenger RNA, 14851 nt
Organism: Zootermopsis nevadensis
Lineage: Eukaryota; Metazoa; Arthropoda; Insecta; Blattodea; Termopsidae
Source: RefSeq, a predicted model, not a curated record